This is a messenger RNA of Aegilops tauschii subsp. strangulata, 639 nucleotides long. Lineage: Eukaryota; Viridiplantae; Streptophyta; Magnoliopsida; Poales; Poaceae. The record is from RefSeq and is a predicted model, not a curated record.
AUGAGCUCCUGCGACGCCCCUGGCGACCCGGCGCCCGCGGCCGCACGGCCGCCCUCCCCGUCGCCGGCGGCCGCCCCCGCUCCCCCCGCUGCCCCGGCCUCCCCGUCCGCUGCCGUCCCCUCCACUCCUCCGCCCUCCUCGCCGUCUCCGGCGCUCCGUUGGGCUGAUAUGGCGGAGUUGGACGAUGUGGCGGCCGGUCGCCCGGUGGUUCGCCGGGACCCCCCGCCUCGGCCGGUCGGGCCCCGGCUGAUCCCCUCGCCCCCGCCCCGGUCCGGCCGCUUCGACGCUCCUGCUCGCCCGCGCCGCUCCGCCGUGCCCUCGCCGAUGACGCCCGGGAAAGCCGCCGCCUUGGGUCCCCGGACUGCUCGCCACCGCCGCGCCUCGGCGUGGGGUGUCGCGGGGCGGUCCGACCUGGGGCUGGCUGGCACGUCCUGGCGCCUCGUGGAGGCCGCUUCCCUGGCCGUCGUGCCUCGGACAUCUCCGCGUCAGGCGGCGUUCCCCCCUGCGUGCUCUCCGAUCUUGGGCCCCCUCCCGGAUCCACGUUUGGGCCGACCCAGUCGGGUCGCUCGGCCAUUUGGCUCCCCGCUGGUCUGCCUCGCCCUCCAUCCCCGCACUCCUCUCCCUCGACUGGAACCCUAG